UGAAUAAACUGCAGGUUCGAGAACGAGCUGGGCAUGCGUCAGUCGGUGGAGGCCGACAUCGCCGGGCUGAAGAUGCUGCUGGGAGAACUGGGCGUGGCCAAGAACGACCUGACGAUGCAGAUCGACAGUCUGCAGGAGGAACUGCUGUCCAUGAAGAAGAACCACGAGGAGGACCUGCUGGCCAUGAGGGCCCAGAUGAGCGGUCAGGUGAACGUGGAGGUGGACGCUACUCCUCAGGAGGACCUCACCAGGGUCAUGGAGGAGAUCAGGGAGUACUAUGAGAGCGUCGCUGCCAAGAACAACAAGGAGCUGGAGGGCUGGUUCCAGGCGAAGUCGGAGAUCCUCAGUAAGGAGGUGUCCACAACAGAGAUGACGCUAAAGUCCACGACAUCGGAGGUGAAGGAAGUGAAGAGUCAGCUUCAGGCUCUGGAGAUCGAGCUGCAGUCUCAGCUCAGCAUGAAAGCUUCUCUCGAGGCCCAGCUGGCUGAGAUUCAGAGUCGCUAUGCCGGACAGAUGGCUGGCUACCAGAUGCAGGUGUCGUCCUUGGAGGAGCAGCUGGUGCAGCUGAGGGCCGACCUGGAGAGGCAGGCACAGGAGUACCAGAUGCUGCUGGACAUCAAGACCAGGCUGGAGAUGGAGAUCGCAGAGUACAGGAGGCUGUUGGACGGAGAGGGAGUCGGAUCUGUCGCCUUGUCCUCCGGAGACCUGUCCUCUACAUCCACAACCACCUCAACAGUCACCACGACUGUUGUCAAAAAGGUCAUCGAGGAAACCAUCUGAACCAAUCACACAGCUGUCUGACCGGGGGCGGAGCCACAUCUCAACCUAUCACCUUCCUGCACGCUGCGUCAGGAAACACCUGACUGAGAGCGUAUCUCGUCUUCAUCGCCUCGUCUUUGAGGAGAAAAUUCCACGUUUUCUUGAUUGUUGGGAAAACUUCAGCGUUGUUCUGUUUAGUGCUUCAACAAUUAAAAGUCAACAAAAGUCAACUAAA
This is a messenger RNA of Amphiprion ocellaris (clown anemonefish), 994 nucleotides long. Its product is annotated as keratin, type I cytoskeletal 13-like. Gene Ontology annotation, molecular function: structural molecule activity. The coding region runs from base 34 to 780 and encodes 248 amino acids. The record is from RefSeq and is a predicted model, not a curated record. Lineage: Eukaryota; Metazoa; Chordata; Actinopteri; Pomacentridae. The transcript is spliced from 6 exons.